ACACUCAAUCACUGAAUCUGACGAGCGUUAGGACCCAGAGGAGACCUGCAGCAGCGUGGAGCUGCAGGCUGCAACCAACAGCAACAGCAGCGGAAACAUGGCGGACCACAACAAGACGGACAGCCAGCUGAAGUUCUACAGUGAGAUAUUAAGUCCCUCUGAGCUGUUUGCAGCCCGGUCCAGGAGUCACAAGAUCCCCGUCAGAGGACAGAAGGACUUCUUCCCCAAUGACUCAGACGAGCAACGACAGCGGCUUGAGCAGAGUCUGAAUGAGCACUGGAGCCUCGUAUCAGAGGAGAGAGUGGAGAAACUGGGAAACCUCGUGAAGGCCACAUGGAUUCCAGGCGAGCAGAUCGUGGAGCUUCAGUCUCCAGCUGGAAAGUUUUGGCAGACGAUGGGCUUUUCUGCCAACGGCAAGCAGGUUCUCCUCCCUGAAGAGGCUCUCUACCUGAUGGAGUGUGGAAACGUGCAGGUGUUUUACCGGGACCUGCCGCUGUCCAUCCAGGACGGGUACGAGAAGUUUCUGUCCUCGAGCACAGUGAGCCUCCAGCAAUAUCAGGUGUUCGGGCAUUUGAAGAGGCUUGGCUAUGUGGUGCACAGGUUUGAUCCCAGUUCGGAGCCAUCGUCCUAUGAGAGGCAGCUGAACCUGCCGCAGUCACGUGACAGAGCGGGGAAACAACUGAAGAGGAAGCGCAGCGCCAGCCCGACUCCCACCCCCACCCCCACCACAACAUCUAGUCACACUGAAGCACAAGAAGAAUCCACAACUGACAGAAUGGAGGAGGAUGUAUGCAGCCAUGAAGGUGAGGAUGAUAAAAAACUUGCUGAGUCACACCUGGUGAUGUCUCCAGAGACUUCAGGGACCCAGACUCCCACUGCAAGUUCAGCAGAGGAAGGGAAGGGCAGGACCUGGUGGAUGACGGAUGUUCCCGGGGACCUACCAGAUCACCAGCCCGCCUCUGGUACCUCACGCUGGGACUUCAGCUCCAUCCCUUUCCCUGACCUGGGCUCCAGGGAGCGCCUCUCCAGCUGCCUGGCCUCUCCAGACCCCUCUCUGCUCCCAGGGUCUUUUGCUGCUGGAGUCUGUGACGUUGCUCCCUGGAGGCAGAGAAUAAACGUGAGGGAGGUGAAGAUGUCCUCAAAGGAGCAGAACAGGGAAGAUGACAAGCGGAAGCGCCGGAGGGACGUCAACAAGGACAGAGAGGUUCGGCGGUGCAGAAAUUGGGCGGAGUAUCGUAAGCUCCUGGCAAGGCGGCAGGCGAGGGGUAAAGGCCGACCAGCUCACCUGUGGAACAGGGAAGUCAAUCCUUUACAUGACCCGAGACAUCUAAUCCCCACUGGGGAGCUGCUGGAUAAAAUCAGUGUGACUAAAUCUACACAUUUACUCGAGGGAGCGUCCAGGUUAAGAGGCUCUGAUGAGUCGAGGAUGUGUUUCAAUAUUUACCAACCGGAUACGGUGGCUGACUUCAAGAAGAGCAACCCGGGGAAACCUUACUCCCGGAUGUGUGUGUGCAGUUUCGAUGCCCCCGUGCCGGACCUGCGAGUCAUGAAGAUGCUGGCCUUCCAGAGCGGCGACAUCCCGGUGGUCUUUGCUGUGGUGGACCACGGAGACAUCUCCUUCUACACCUUCAAGGGCUUCCAGCUGCCCACUGAUGUGUUCCCCUGAGACCUCACUGCUCUUUAACGUCACUGUAAAACAUACACCAACACGUAACCAGGACUUUUAAAUUCAUCAGUUGGGUUGGCUGGACAUACAAAAAUAAAAAAUAUAACACACUGUUGAAUUACAACCAGUGAUUUACAAUGGGAGGGUGGUUUUAGUGCCAAAGUUUCUAUCGGCCACUUUGUCCUUUUUGAUACGACCUCUUAGCAUUUUUUACUUCUACACAUAAGGGCUUUAUCAGUUUUCAGGCUUCAGUGCUGUCAGAAAGAAAAUAUAUAUUCCCUAUUCAUUUCUGGGACUAACAGACCAUCACAGUACCAAACUAUUAAUCUGACCAGACUUGUUACUGUUUAUUUUCUGCAGCAACAACAAGAUAGAUCGAGUACUUUAUUCAUAGUUGGAAUAAAUUGUUUCUACAACACCGAUAAACAAAUUUACACUAACAAUAACCACAAACAGGCUUCCUCUAGAGUGGUGCCAUUUGAGGAUAGUUGUUGUUGUUGUUAGAUGUUUCUGUGUGUAUUAGAGAAAGGAGGUAAUUUAGAGCAAAAAAAUACUGUGUCAUUUUUAGUGGUACUGUAUUUUUUCAUUUAAGGACUCUCGGAUUCAUUUACAUCCACAGACUUUGACUUUUAAAGCAUCGACCGUAAGAUGGGAGGACAAUGUUGAGAGUUGAGCGCACUAUAAUAAAACUAAAAUGUGUAACAUUAAAUCACAUUCAGGGACAUUUCUGGGUACAGGUUCAAACCUGAGGAAAACAGAAGAUUUUUUUUUUUGCUUUUUAGGGGGUAAAAUGUGGUGAAAGUAUAAACUGUUUGUAUUCUGAA
Molecule: messenger RNA, 2490 nt
Organism: Sebastes umbrosus (honeycomb rockfish)
Lineage: Eukaryota; Metazoa; Chordata; Actinopteri; Perciformes; Sebastidae
Gene: tsen54
Product: TSEN54 tRNA splicing endonuclease subunit
Exons: 12
Coding region: 98-1666 (522 amino acids)
Biological process (GO): tRNA-type intron splice site recognition and cleavage
Cellular component (GO): tRNA-intron endonuclease complex
Source: RefSeq, a predicted model, not a curated record